AUAAUUCAGCAAUAUCAAAGUACCGUUGCGAAGAUGGACGCGGGACGGAAGCAAGUGUUUCAGCAAGAAGGAUGUCAGGGACAAGUAGAUUCUGCUGAAUCAAAACUUGGAAAACGACAUGACCUCAUCCUACUGUUAUUUUUGGGGUUUGCUGGCUUAUAUGCCAUGCGAGUCAAUCUGUCAGUAGCAAUUGUUGCCAUGGUGAGGGCUCGCCCUGAAAGCCAAAGUCUUCGUGAUACAGAAGAUGUAUGCCCUAAUCCAGAAGUAGCAUCUGAAAGCAAGCAUAAUCCUUUGAAAGUUGAAUCAAGGGGAGAAUUUGACUGGGAUGAGCAGACUCAAGGUAUGGUUCUUGGAGGUUUCUUCUAUGGUUAUCUUCUCACCAACUACCUUGGAGGACGUCUGGCUGAUAGGUUUGGAGGGCGACUUAUUUAUGGUGCUGGAGUGACUCUGACAGCAUUCCUCACAAUUAUUUCACCUUCAGCAGCAAGAUACUCCACUAAUGCAUUUAUAUUAGUCAGAGUAUUAGAAGGAAUGACUGAGGGAGUGACCUAUCCUGCCACGAAUGUGAUGAUCUCUCAUUGGAUUCCACCUCAGGAAAGGGCACGGUCUAUAUCACGUAGUUGUGGAGGCACUCUAAUUGGCACUGUAAUAACCUUGUCAGUAAGUGGAUGGCUGACGGAAACAGAAUGGGGAUGGCCAUCUGUUUUUUACCUAUCUGGAUUUAUCUGUCUUGUUUGGAGCUGGUUCUGGUUUAGAUAUGCUUAUGACACCCCAGAUGACCAUCCCACCAUCUCAGCUGCUGAAAAGCAUUAUAUAAGGCAGUCCAUUGGACACCAUAGAGGAAAAAUGGGACAGAAUGUACCUUGGAGAUCAAUCCUAACCUCAGUGCCCUUCAUGACUUUGGUGGUGGCACAUGUAUGCCAUAAUUGGGGCUUCUACUGCUUGCUCACAGAACUUCCCACAUAUCUCAGAAAUAUUCAGCACUUCAACAUGAAACAGAAUGGUUUAAUCUCAGCACUUCCUUACAUGGUGAUGUGGGUGUUUAAUUUGACAUAUUCGUCAUAUAUGGAUCAUCUUUUAGAAACAGGAAAGCUCUCCACCAAGAACAUCCGGAAAAUCUCUAUGAUCAUAGCAAACCACAUUCCAGCGGCAGUGCUGCUCCUUGUUCCGUGGGUGGGGUGUGAUAGGCAGCGAGCUGUGAUUCUUAUCUGUAUUGCUUUGGGUUCAGGUGGAGCCUCAACGUGCGGACUGCACUGUGGCUUUCAGGAGUUGGCUCCAAACUUUGCAGGGACCUUGACAGGCAUAUCAAACACAGUGGCAACAAUACCAGGAUUUCUUGCUCCAGCUGUAACUGGGAUGAUCAUAAAUAACCAACAAACGCUGAGCAGUUGGAGAGAAGUGUUCCAUGUGGUGUCACUCAUCUACAUUUUUGGAGGAACCAUCUACCUCAUCUUUAUGUCUGCAGACACUCAGCCAUGGAAUGAUGCUAACACUGAAAAAAGAAAAGGACCAUUCAAAGAGACUACAGUGCUUAAAAAUGUAUGAGGUAAGAUUUUCAUUAGACAUUGCAAAUUGUGAAGUACAAAUUGAGUACUGAAACUGUUCUCAGUCUUUACUAUUUAGGUUAUUUAUGCAUGAAUGAUAUCUUAGGUUUAUCUUUCAUUUAAUUUUACAGUCAGAAAAUUUUUUAUUACUACACAUGUAUGAGGGAUUUAAAUUAAUUUAACGUAAUGUUUGCAGCAUGACCUUUAUACUGGAAACUUAGAAUUUCUCAGUCAUAUCAUAUUUAAUGCAAAUUGGCUUAUCUAAUGUAUUUAUUGAAGUUAAAAUGUCUUGUUUGAUUGUAUGGUUCAUCCUGUAUAAUCUGUUGAAUUUCAACUACAUACUAUAGUUAUUCAUUCCAGUUAUCAACAUCUACCUAUUUAUCCGUCCAUAUGUCUGUUUAUAUAUCUGCCAACCUUUAUAUGUAUUUUCUGUGUGUGUGUGUGUGUGUGUGUGUGUGUGUGUGUGUGUGUGUGUGUGUGUGUGUGUGUGUGUGUGUAUA
Messenger RNA from Scylla paramamosain (green mud crab), 2044 nucleotides. Its product is annotated as sialin-like. Gene Ontology annotation, cellular component: membrane. The record is from RefSeq and is a predicted model, not a curated record. The transcript has 12 exons. Lineage: Eukaryota; Metazoa; Arthropoda; Malacostraca; Decapoda; Portunidae. Gene Ontology annotation, molecular function: transmembrane transporter activity. Bases 34 to 1545 code for a protein of 503 amino acids. Gene Ontology annotation, biological process: transmembrane transport; monoatomic anion transport.